Molecule: messenger RNA, 1809 nt
Organism: Mesorhabditis spiculigera
Lineage: Eukaryota; Metazoa; Nematoda; Chromadorea; Rhabditida; Rhabditidae
Source: the annotation of a GenBank genome assembly
AUGGAGCAUUUACUGCUCGUCCUCCUCGGCCUCGUCGGCCCCGCCCUAGCUGCAGCCUCCUAUAUUGUCCCACACAGCUACGACCUAACCCUGCAGCUUCCGAUGAAUGAGAGCUAUGUCGCAGGAUCCGCAAUGAUACAUUUUUCACUGCUGCAAAAUUCGCAAAACAUUACUCUACACGCCCGCGGACUUCACAAUUUUCGAAACAUUUCGUUGUUGAGCUCGAACGACACGGUAGAGCCCCGCCUGAAAUCCCUGCGAAUUCUCGCCGACACCGUCGAGUUCAACUUUGCCACCGUGCUCCCGCGCGGCAAAUACUUGCUGACGAUCGGGGCGUACGGUGCCAAGAUACGAAACGAUUCGCUGGGCGUUUUUUGGCGGAAUUCCGGGGAGCUGCUUGCCACGCAUUUUCAGCCAGAUUUUGCGCGGACGCUGAUGCCAUGUAUUGAUUUGCCACAUUCCAAGGCUCCCCUCCGCCUCCAAAUCAUCCACCCGGCCCACACCAUCGCCCAGUCGAACACCAUUGCCAAUGAUGUCCAAGUGGUGGAUGUUGACUGGCAAAAGACCAUCUUUGCCCCGACGCCUCCCCUUCCCGCCUAUCUCUACACCUUCUCCGUGAUGCCCGACAGUUUCAAGCAGCUCUACCGUGCCACUUCCUUUGGCGUCACCCUCCGCGUCUUCCAUGACCCCGACGUCAACGGUGCCCGUAUCCUCGACGCAGCCGUGGCAGCAUUCGAGCUGUUGGCCAGCCUCUUCGAAGUGCCGCUCCCCCUCAACAAGGUCGACUUCCUGCUCGUCCCCCGCUACGUGGGCGGCAUCGAGAAUUGGGGGCACAUUGUCGUGUCAGAAGAAUUAGCCGCCCCCUCGACAAAUGACGCCCACGUGGCCUACGUGGUGGCCCACGAGUUGGCCCACCACUGGAUCGGCAAUAAGGCCACCGUAUCCUCGUGGAAAUGGGCCUGUCUACAGGAAGAUUUGACCGAUUACAUCAGCUACAAGGUUGUACGCUCGCUGUUUGGUGGGGAUGAGAGAUAUGAGCGCUUCCGGCUCUCGAAAUACGUCGAGGUGCAACUCGCCGAAGAUUUUGUUUCGCCAAACCACUCCCUGGAGCUCCCGGAAAAGAUUGACAACGAAAUGAUGACCAACCAUUGCUAUCUGAAGGGGGUGGCCUAUUUGGAGUCCAUUGAGGGUCUCGUCGGGGAGGGGACCAUCUACCAAUUCUGGUACCGUAUGGGCGGAUUCCCGGAAGUGCUCGUCGUCAACGGCAACAAAUCGACCACAGUAGCCCAGCGAGGCCAAAAGCUGUGGCCCCUCCUCCUCCCCAAUCAACUCAAUCUCCCCCAAUUCAUGUUGACGCAAGCAGCUGAAUACGAGAAUGUGUCCUCUCCGGUCAUUGUCAACCUGAAUUUCACCUCGUUCGUCCGAGUUAAUUAUGAUACGAACACGUGGACGACAAUUUUCAGCCAAAUGAAGCGCGGCCCGGGCGCGUUCUCGGCGGUAGGGCGCGCACAGCUCGUCUCCGAUUUCUGCCACUUCCACAAAGAAGGCCUCGUGCCCGGCGGCACCAAAAUCAAGGAUCAAGUGCUCGAAAUGGUCUACGCACUGCCCGAGUACUUUGAGCUGUGCGACUGGAAUCUGUAUUGGUGCACGGUGGCCCCGUCGGAAUCGCUCGCCGCCACCCUCGUCAAGAGCGUUCUUGUCAACUUCUCGGCUCUCUUCCAAAAUGAUGGCCACUACGGCUGCAAGCGGGGCGGCGCCGCGAAAACGAUCAACUCCUUUUGCCAGUCGUUUUUCGGGCGCAAUUGCGUA